AUGUGCUUAUCAAGUUUAUAUUGGACGUUUAAAGUAUGGCGCUGUAUGUCUGGCAUGUGUUGCUUCAGUUUGUUAGUUGAUUGGAUUGCCGCACGGCAUGCAGGUCCUGACUCGCUGAUUUGGCCGGCCAUGAUGAAGACAUGGAAAUCUCCGUCUACCGAAAGACGUGAAUAG
Messenger RNA from Pochonia chlamydosporia 170, 174 nucleotides. RefSeq lists its product as hypothetical. The record is from RefSeq and is a predicted model, not a curated record. Lineage: Eukaryota; Fungi; Ascomycota; Sordariomycetes; Hypocreales; Clavicipitaceae. The transcript has a single exon. Bases 1 to 174 code for a protein of 57 amino acids.